This is a messenger RNA of Liolophura sinensis, 1046 nucleotides long. Its product is annotated as probable E3 SUMO-protein ligase RNF212. Gene Ontology annotation, molecular function: SUMO transferase activity. Lineage: Eukaryota; Metazoa; Mollusca; Polyplacophora; Chitonida; Chitonidae. Gene Ontology annotation, cellular component: synaptonemal complex. The transcript is spliced from 15 exons. The coding region runs from base 46 to 1029 and encodes 327 amino acids. Gene Ontology annotation, biological process: reciprocal meiotic recombination; homologous chromosome pairing at meiosis; protein sumoylation. The record is from RefSeq and is a predicted model, not a curated record.
GGUAUGGGGUGUACUCAAAAAUUAUGGUACUAAGGUAUUGAGACAAUGGCAGAUUGGGUUCAUUGUAAUCUCUGCUUCCACCAACCAGGUGAUGGGCGGAAAUUCUUUUUAACAAACUGCGGACACAUUUACUGUGAGCUGUGUUUAAAAGAAGGUACUGAAAAUAAAUGUAAGAUGUGUGGCUCAGCUUGUAGUACCAUUGCAUUGUCAGCAAAGAUGAAGCCAGAUGUGGAAAUAUUUUUCACAGAUCCUGCAGAUAUCCUACAGAAACAUCGGAAACAGUUACUUCAGGUUAUGGAGUUCCAGAAAAACCACCGCAGGCGAUUGAAUGCUUACAUCAGGGAUAAGGUAUCAAAGCAAAGAGAGAUGAUAGAAAUAUCACAGAAAAAUGUAAACCAUUUUCAAGAGAUGGAAAGGUACAUAACAAAGCUCAGGGAAGAAAACCUUUACUUGAAGAAACUUAUAACUGAUAAGGGCAUAAGUGGAACUCAGAGGCCAGGCACCCAGGGAAAUCGCUUGAACUCCUCCCCUGGGGGAUAUAGAGCAUCGCCAGGGAGUCACAGUCAGACCAGUUCUCCCUACAGGGGCACAUCCUCUGCCCCUGCCUCUUCACAAAGACGUGACAGGCAUCAUUCUGGAGAUGUGCCAAAGAACCCUUUGCUAAGGUCCCUCACUGUACAACAAAUUCUGCCAUUUACUUCUCCUGUGGGUGGAGGCCGAAUCUCUCUACGGACACCGCCCAUCAACGGCAAGCUAGGCCCAGCAAGCACCCCCAAACAACUUGGACAAGUAAAAUCCAUCAGAGCCUCCACCCCUGGGGCUGGUGAGGCCUUAAGACACAACUUUGCCACACCCCAGCAAUCCCCAAAAUUCAUGACAAUAGGAACGCCACAGACGAUACAAGUUUCUGCGAGCUGUGCGUCUUCAAUGAACCAGUACAGACACCCUGUGAGCAUAGCAAAUAGCAGGGCAUCAUCUCCAGGCUUUACGGUCCACACCCCAAGGGGAGCUGAUACCCUAUUCUUAUGACAACACCCAUCCCCCAC